AUGGCGGCAGAGUCGAACUCCAAAAGACGACGAAUAGUAGCAGAAGAAGACAGAAUCAGCAGUCUACCAGACUGUGUGCUCAGCCAUAUCCUUUCUUUUCUCCCCACCAAAACCUCCGUUGCAACAAGCAUUCUGUCGAACAGAUGGCGCCACGUUUGGAAGCAUGUUUCCGUUCUUGAUUUCUCCAACGACUUCAGGGACGAAGCCUUAUUCGAAAAGGCAAUGAGAAACAACAAACUAGUCGAGCACUUCCAAAACUUUUCUGUUUUUGUAAACAGGGUGUUCUCUCUUCGUAUGCCUUACCCAAUUGAAAAGAUGAGUCUCUCAUGUGUUAAAUCUCUUUACAACAUCAAAUCAUGCACCAGUUCAAUCGACACAUGGGUUCGCUCUGUCAUUGGACCACACCUCAAGGAAUUCAGCCUCGAAAUCGAUCCCAUUCAGAAAUAUCAAUUUGAACCUCCAAUCACCCUCUUCACUUGUACUAAUCUCGUUUCCCUCAGUCUCAUUGGGGGAACAGGAAUGUUCUCGUCAAUAUAUAUUGACCCACGGUUUGCUGAGGAAAUUCGUUUACCAUCACUUAAUUACUUGAAACUCCACAUGAGAGAUGUGGAUAUUCAUACAAUGAAUGGCUUCCUCGUUGGCUGUCCUAUCCUAGAAACUCUAGAUACUCGUCUUUUUGGUUUUAACUAUAAGAAACUCCGUGUGCCAUCUACGUUAAAGAGGUUGAAAAUCAGCAGUGUUGGUUAUGGUUGUUAUUGUCUAGAAAUGGAUUUGUAUUCGCUUGGUUUUGACGAUCUUAACACAUUCAGUGAUGUUGGCAACUUGCAAAACGUGGUGAAAGCGUCUCUUGAUGUUUUUCGUUGUUCUGAUGGUUGUUAUCUAACUAACAAAUUAGUCAGCUUCUUCAAUGUUCUCUCUGGAAUAAAACAUCUAUCUUUGAGUAUUUCAACAAUAGAGCUCAUUCUUCCGUGGUUCAACCAAAACUCUCUAUUGAGCCUACUUCAUGCUUGUCCUAUGCUUCAAGUUCUUAUAACUCAAAACGAUAAGAAAGAAUCAACCUCACCAGAAUGGACUACACAAUCAACUGUUCCAAAUUGUAUUUUAUCACAUCUGACCUAUAUCCAAUUUAAAGGCUAUGAAGGAUGUCCAGAUGAGCUGUUAUUUGCAGAGUAUAUUUUGCAGAAUGGACUUGUUUUGAAGAAAAUGAGUAUUGCUGAUAUUUCUGUAGACAUUUUGAAGUACUACAUCCUCAGAAGAUUAUCUAAUGUUCCAAGGGCCUCUAGACUGUGUCAACUUACAUUUGAUUGAGCUGUAUCACCAUAAGGUGUAAAAAUAAAAUAAAAACCUACUCUAUGACAG
Messenger RNA from Trifolium pratense (red clover), 1359 nucleotides. Its product is annotated as FBD-associated F-box protein At3g52670-like. The record is from RefSeq and is a predicted model, not a curated record. NCBI's taxonomy places the organism in Eukaryota, Viridiplantae, Streptophyta, Magnoliopsida, Fabales, Fabaceae. The coding region runs from base 1 to 1308 and encodes 435 amino acids. The transcript is spliced from 4 exons. Gene Ontology annotation, molecular function: protein binding.